Molecule: messenger RNA, 681 nt
Organism: Zasmidium cellare ATCC 36951
Lineage: Eukaryota; Fungi; Ascomycota; Dothideomycetes; Mycosphaerellales; Mycosphaerellaceae
Exons: 2
Coding region: 1-681 (226 amino acids)
Source: RefSeq, a predicted model, not a curated record
AUGCCUCCCUCCAAAGCAAAGAAAGGAUACGGCCUUGGUGGACAUCAAUAUACGCCUAAGCAAAGAAAGGCUUCCCAAGCUGGCACCAGCAAUGCUGAGAAGGAGCCGGACAAGUGGAUCGCAGACAAGCACAAGGCUGAGAAGAGAGAGGCUGAACGGGCUUCAAAGGCAGCUGGCAAUUCGGCUUCAACGACCUUGGCUACGUCAAGCACGUCGCGGAGAUCAAAUUCGUCCAGAUCCAAGACGCCUAGCACCAAGGCGCCGAAGCCCACGGACACCACUCCAGACCCCAACCUUGCUGCCCAGACCAACAUCAACAACUCGAGCACCAAGAACAAAGGCUACUCCCCUCGCUGUCCAAUCCCUUGGGACUGCGACCUCUGCAAGCAUAACAUGUCCGAUGAGGAGAUGGAAAUGAUGAGGAAGGAGUCCAGAAGUGAGUGCUGGAUCCACGAGCAGCUCGAGCGUCCAAGUCGUCCUCUGCCAACUUUCGAGGAGGAGAUCAGCAUCUCGGCUGACAUGCAGACGGCGACGUCGGUGUCGGAUCUGUUCGACUUUGCGGAGCCAGAUUGGCAGGAGCCUGCUCUGCCCCGAUGUGCUUGGCCUUGGUCUUGGUUCUGUGGGUGCUGCCAUAAGAACGUCUUGACAUAUCACACGGAGCACCAUGCAGCGGAGGGGUGA